UUCCGAAAACGCCCCAUUCUCGUUCUGUUCACAAAUCACUUCCAUCAGCUCAGUGGCAUCCCAACCUUUUUUUGGCGGGAAAACCUUCAUAGCUUGUUCAUCAAAGAAAUGUAUACUUAGAUUGAGUUUUGCAAAUUGAUCGUUGAUCAGCUCAACAAUGUCGAAUAUGAAAGUUUGCGCGCUAUUCAGACCUCUGAAUUCGAAGGAACUCUCUGAGUUUGGCGAUGCUGUCUCUGUUCAAGGCAUUACCUCUGAGUCCUUCAUAAUUAAGGAUGAAAAGGAACAGGAAUUUGAUUUUACGUUCGACAGAGUUUUCUAUCAAGGAUCUGAACAAGCUGAUAUAUACGAAUUUCUAGCUCUGCCUAUAGUCCAAGGUGCUGUAGAUGCAAUAAAUGGUACGAUUAUCACUUAUGGACAGACCGGAGCAGGAAAGACAUAUAGCAUGGAGGGACCAAGCAUUGUAGAUUGUGAAAGCAAGAACAAAGGACUAUUGCAGAGGGUAGUGGAUGGACUUUUUGAGGCCAUAAUGACUUCAGAGAAACCAAUCAAAUACACAAUCAAAUUAUCAAUGGUAGAGAUCUACAUGGAGAAAGUAAGGGAUCUCCUCGAUUUAUCGAAGGACAAUAUACAGAUAAAGGAGAGUAAAGUACAUGGAAUAAUUCUAAGUGGAGCAACAGAAGUAGCUAUAUCCAACACUGCAGAAGCAUUACAAAGCUUAUCAAGUGGGAUAGCUAAUAGAGCAGUUGGAGAAACACAAAUGAAUAUGUCAAGCAGCAGAAGCCAUUGCCUUUACAUUUUUACUGUCCACCAGGAGCUGACAAAGGAUAAAAGGACCAAAUUUGGAAAGCUGAUACUCGUUGACUUGGCUGGGUCUGAAAAAGUUGAUAAGACCGGAGCUGAAGGUAAAAUUCUUGAAGAAGCAAAGACCAUCAAUCAGUCCCUCACAGCACUUGGGAAAGUGAUAAAUGCUAUGACUAGCAGUGCUCCAGGAAAGCCAACUCAUAUUCCUUAUCGUGAUUCUAAGCUCACUCGGAUCCUACAAGAUGCUCUUGGGGGAUACUCUCAGACUGCAUUACUUUGCUGUUGCUCUCCGAGCCCUUACAAUGCUUCAGAGAGCCUCUUCACCCUGCGAUUCGGUGCUAGAGCAAAGCAUAUAAAGGCAACAGUACAUGUUAGUUGCAAGGAAGAUCUAGACAAUAACAAGGAAGCAAUCGUCUCAACCAAUGUAGAUGAGUCCAGGGAGAGGAUAUUGGAAAAGAUGAGAGAGAGAAUAACUGCCGAAGAUGUUAAAUUGCUUGAGGAAUUAUUUGUACUGGAGGGGAUUCUCUUUGAUCCCAAUUCAGUUGAGGAGAUAGAAGUUGCGUAUGAAGAUAUUACGUCAAGGACAAUCUCAUCAUUAUAUAAAAUCGUGGAAGAGCUGAGUACAGUUGCGGAGAAGUUAAAGAGGGAGAAUGCCGCUCUUAAGGCCAGCUUGAAAGCUUCUGAAGAGUCUUAUCUACAUCAACUCGAUAGAAGGCCGCUCUGCUUGAUUCUCUGAAUGUAAUAAUGGACCUUCAUUUUUAAAGACGGCGUUUAAGACAUGAAUAUCGAAUAAUCGAUAUUAGGUUGUUUGGCAUCUGAUGCUUUUGUUAAUCCAUCAUAAAAGGUAGUAGGUCGUUUGUCUUUU
Molecule: messenger RNA, 1666 nt
Organism: Nicotiana tabacum (common tobacco)
Lineage: Eukaryota; Viridiplantae; Streptophyta; Magnoliopsida; Solanales; Solanaceae
Product: kinesin-like protein KIN-1
Biological process (GO): microtubule-based movement; spindle elongation; mitotic spindle organization
Cellular component (GO): microtubule associated complex
Molecular function (GO): microtubule binding; microtubule motor activity; ATP binding
Source: RefSeq, a predicted model, not a curated record